AUGGCGAUUCUUUCAGAGGACCACGGUCUUCGACUCCCCAAUCCGCCACCACUGUUACAUACUCGUGGUCAAUUCGAUCGUCCCUCUACUCCCGCCGAUGGCUUCACCAGUCCCCCACAGACCCCUCAGGGUAGCCCCAGCAAGUCACGAAUGCCGCCGGGCGCACUCGACUUGCCUAAUGUUUUCGACAAGGCGAUGAAGUUGACACCCACUUCUCCCUCAAAAUCGACCCACAAUCAUUACAAUCAUCCUAUGUUCUCUGCUGGCAAGAGUGGCGAGGACUUGAACGAGAGCGUGGUCCAUCAGACCCCUUCCAGCCCAACCCGCAGAGCCAACAAGGAAAACACACCGCCGAAUCCGACGCGCCUAACGAAGGAGCUGGCUUCGACCCCGACUGCUGCAGCCCUUUCACGCCAGCAGGCGUAUCAACCCCCACCCCGCGAUGACACAACUAAGCGCCAGGUCCAGAUGCGCGGCCUCACGCCAGAGGAAAUGGAGAAACUGGCACAGCCCAAGGUGAAGCGCCUGGUCAAUGUAACCCAGCUCUAUUUCCUCGACCAUUACUUUGAUCUCCUCAGCUACGUCCACAACCGCCAAACCCGCCACGCACAAUUCCGAUCCGCCUACCCUGACCCACCCGCUACCCCUGAAGAAGAGCAUGAACCGGCUCUCUUGAAAUAUCUCGGUCGCGAGCGCGCUCAUCUGCGCAAACGCCGAACGCGCCUCCGCCAAGGUGACUUCCAGAUAUUGACUCAGGUCGGUCAGGGUGGGUAUGGACAGGUGUAUCUCGCACAGAAGAAGGACACGCGCGAAGUGUGCGCUUUGAAGGUCAUGAGCAAGAAGCUGCUUUUCAAGCUUGAUGAGAUUCGUCAUAUCUUGACCGAGCGCGAUAUUCUCACGGCGGCCAAGAGCGAGUGGCUCGUCAAGCUGCUCUAUGCUUUCCAGGAUGAUACGCAGAUCUACUUGGCUAUGGAGUAUGUUCCCGGCGGUGACUUCCGCACGCUGCUGAACAACACCGGUGUUCUUCACAAUCGCCACGCACGGUUCUACAUUGCAGAGAUGUUUAGCUGUAUUGAUGCACUGCAUGUGCUUGGCUACAUCCAUCGGGAUCUGAAGCCCGAGAAUUUCUUGAUCGACUCCACAGGCCACGUCAAACUGACCGACUUCGGUCUGGCGGCAGGCAUGCUAAGCCCCGGCAAGAUCGAGUCUAUGCGCGUGAAGCUGGAGGAAGUCGGAAACACGCCCGUUCCUUUCGGUCGGCCGAUGGAACAGCGUACCAUGGCAGAACGAAGACAAGGAUACCAGUCCUUACGCCAGCGGGAAGUGAAUUACGCAAAAUCGAUUGUUGGCUCGCCGGACUACAUGGCGCCGGAAGUGCUCAAGGGCGAUCAAUAUGAUUUCACGGUCGACUAUUGGAGCUUGGGAUGUAUGCUUUUCGAAGCGUUGGCUGGGUACCCGCCGUUUGCCGGUGCAACAGUCGAUGAGACGUGGCAGAACUUGAAGCGCUGGCAGAAGGUGCUGCGGAAGCCUGUAUACGAGGACCCUAACUACUUCCUGUCACGGCGGACAUGGGAUCUUAUCACGAAACUGGUUGCCGGGAAGGAGCAGCGGUUCAAGAGUAUAAAGGAAAUCCACUCGCAUGACUACUUCGCCGAGGUUGACUUUAACAAUCUGCGCACCCAGCGCGCUCCGUUUGUUCCUGAGCUUGAUUCUGAGACUGAUGCUGGGUACUUCGACGACUUCAGCAAUGAGGCGGACAUGGCCAAGUACAAGGAGGUUCAUGAUAAACAGCGCGCGCUGGAAGAUAUGGCCGAUCGCGAGGACCAGAUGGGCAAAGGCUUGUUUGUCGGGUUCACUUUCCGUCAUCGCAAACCUGCCGUCGACAGCAACGGUCGCAGCACCUCGCCCCGGAAGCCAAUUACUACGGACGGCACAUUCGGAACAAUGUUCUAG
Molecule: messenger RNA, 1953 nt
Organism: Penicillium bovifimosum
Lineage: Eukaryota; Fungi; Ascomycota; Eurotiomycetes; Eurotiales; Aspergillaceae
Product: putative serine/threonine protein kinase
Exons: 3
Coding region: 1-1953 (650 amino acids)
Biological process (GO): peptidyl-serine phosphorylation; intracellular signal transduction
Cellular component (GO): spindle pole body
Molecular function (GO): protein serine/threonine kinase activity; ATP binding
Source: RefSeq, a predicted model, not a curated record